Staurois parvus is the source of this 392-nucleotide messenger RNA. The record is from the annotation of a GenBank genome assembly. NCBI's taxonomy places the organism in Eukaryota, Metazoa, Chordata, Amphibia, Anura, Ranidae.
GAUCGCCGGUGCACUGUGUCCCUCGGGCACAGCGGAUCACGGAAAGAGCCGAAGAUGUCGGCUCGGUCAUGUGAUCAGCUGUGUCCAAUCACAGCUGAUCACAUGGCACUGAUGAUCAGUGUGCCCUGAUGAUCAGUGUGGCCCCAGAAGUGCCACCAGUAUGUGCUCAUCAGUGCCACGUGCCAGUGCCCAUCAGUGCCACAUCAAUGCCACAUAUCAGUGCAUACCAGUGCAGAUCAAUGCCACAUAUCAGUGCUCAUCUGAGCUUCCUUUCAAUGUCGCCCAUUAGUGCCAGUCAGUGCCACAUAUCAAUGCCAAUCACUGCCACCUAUCAGUGCCAGUCAGUGUCACCUAUCAGUGCCAGUCAGUGCCGCCUAUCAGUGCCAGUCAGU